UACACAACACACAAUUUGAAAAACACGAUUUUCGGUUAUAAGAGUUGUACCAGUUUUUUUUGACGCGAAGUGUACCCAACUAAAUUAUAUAAAAUUAUUAAAAUUUUAAUGUAUCUUAGGUAAAAUUAUGUUUUAAGUACAUGUCCCCCAUAUCCCUAUAAUAGUGCAAUCGGCUUGUGCUUGUAGUCGGUUCGGUUAUAAUCCCUAGCGCUGUGCGGACAUGUAAGUUCUCUCGUCCUGCUUGUCUCUUUCCUUUCGUUUUCAUUACUGCAGUAACUAAUCAGUAAAGUAAAUCAGUAUCAGUCUAUAAUCUGUCAAAAUUGUUUUACCUAACCUUCAAUCCUCCAAAGUUGAAAAAUAUUUUUAUGAAGUUUUUAGCAGUGGAUGGACAUGAAGCACCCUUUAAAUUUACAACGUGAACUAAAAAAGUUUAUUUACAGCGAUCUAGAGCUUCAUAGGAUUCCUCUUGGUUAUUUCAACAGGGAUGUACGUGGUGUACUAACACAUUGCCUUAAAGAUGCUUUAAAUUUAAAAGUAUCGUCAGAAAAGAGGCUAUUCGAGAUCAAUGUUAUUAUAGACUAUCUUAACGACGAACUUAAUUUGGGACACUGGUGUAAAGUACCUCUCAAAGUAAGACAUUGUUUCACAAUAUGCAGUUAUGUGAAAUGCCUCAUUCUUCUAAAUAGUGGUAGAAAUAGCAGACCGAAUUUAUUGAAGGAAUGUCUGAAUACUUUGGAUAUGGGCCUGUUACUAGGAGCUCCAUUGGAAGAAAAUCCCGAUCUUCUAACUGGUUCAGCAGAGUAUUUAAGGAAAGAACUGCAAAUAUAUAAUGUGGCAGAAAAUAAGGCUGAUAUUAGAGAAAAUUUAUCGAAAAGAAAAAUUGAUGAGCCUAAUGAUUUUAUGAACUUAAAAGGAAGGAUAGUAGAGUCUGUUGAACGUCCUUCCCUGCAAGAAUUCAUUGAACAAUAUUUUUUUGCCCAGCUGCCAGUAAAAAUUAAAGGCUGUUUAAAUCAUUGGCCAGCUUCGAAGAAGUGGACAGACUUAAAUUAUUUAUUAGAAAUAGCAGGUGACCGCACUGUACCGAUUGAAGUAGGUUCCCAGUAUACUCAUGAAAACUGGUCUCAAAAAUUGAUGACACUCAAAGAUUUUGUUACCAAGCAUUAUCUAUCAGAAGAUGGAAACAUAGGAUAUUUAGCCCAGCAUAAUUUAUUUGAGCAGAUCCCGGAGUUGAAAGAUGACAUCUGUAUUCCGGAAUAUUGCGGUAUGAGUGUAAAUGAUGCUGACCCUGAUAUAAACGCUUGGUUCGGACCUAAAGGAACUGUGUCUCCCUUGCAUACUGAUCCAAGUAACAAUUUACUUGCACAGGUUUACGGUACGAAGCAGGUCAUCCUUUUUGCUCCCUCCGAUACACAAUACUUGUAUCCGCACGAGGAAAAGCUGCUAAACAAUACAGCACAAGUGAAUCCCGUAAAGCCCGAUUUAGAGGAAUACCCGCAGUUUGCGAAGGCGACCAUGUUUAAAUGUCUUCUAGAACCAGGAGAGAUGUUAUUCAUUCCUGAAAAGUGGUGGCAUCAUGUUACAGCGUUAGAUAAAAGCUUUUCAGUUAGUUUUUGGUGGAAGUGAACAGCAUACCUACGUAGGUGGUCCGAUAAGCACUUAGACUCUCCGCCCGAUGGUUCCAAUCAGUGGCGUAGCAUAGUGGGGGCGGCACUUUUUAGGGGGCGGCGAAAUUUAACAAUAAAUAAGUAAUAAAAAUAUUUUGUAAAUAUGUAUUUGAACCAUUUUAUAUUUUUAUCGCAACUAGAUAUAAGCAACUGUAGAGGCCAAGCAUAUGAUAAUGCUGCUGUUAUGGCUGGAAAGUAUUCAGGAAUUCAGCAAAUAAUUCAUGAAAUAAACCCUAAAGCUGAAUUCGUACCCUUCUCAAAUCAUUCGUUAAACAUAGUUUGUUACACGCUGCCCCAGUUGAGGUGUAUUCAGUAACUUUUUUCAGCACUUUAGAACGUUGCUAUUCUUUUUUUUCCUCAUCGACACAUCGUUGGGAAGUUCUGACAUCAACUACAGGCAAAAGCUUAAAAAGGGUUCAAGACACGCGAUGCGGUGGAUUCAAGGGUGGAGUGCAAGAGGCGAUGCUGUAAAUGUGACCUGGCAUCAUUACAAAGACAUUCACUUUGGAAAAACUGACAGAGGCAGGUGAAAGCUUAAACUCUAGGACAGAUGCAGGUGCUUUACUAGUUUCGAUGCAGUCAUUUUCCUUUCUUUGUUUUUUGGGCCUGUGCCAACCGGUGCUACAUGAAGUGAAUGAUACACAAAAAUACAAACAGGGAGACUUGACAUAAGAUUGUGCGAUCAGAAAGUAAAUGCUUUGCAGAUGAUAUUAACAGAGAAAAGAGAGGAAUGGGCAAGUGGCGCUGUAGGUUAUGCAAAAAGUAUGUGUGAAGAACUUGGAAUUUCCAUAAAACCUAGGAGGCGCAUAACAAGAAAGCAUAUUUUUGAUGACGGAACUAGAGAUGCUAACUUGUCUUGUGAAAAUGAGUUGAGACAAAAACUGUUUGAUUCGUUAGAUAGAGUUAUUGUAGAAAUUCGUGAGCGUUUUCAACAGCUACAGAAUUCAACGGAUAAGUUUGCUUAUCUAACGCCGGCUAUAUUAUUAGAUCCAGACAACACUGAAUGUAAUCUAGACCUAGACUACGCAUCUGACUAAAUUGACGAGCCGGAUUUUAAGCUGGAAAGACUUCGACUGCGGACUCUCGUUGCUGCUACAGGCAACGAAAAUAAAUUGAUUAAUGCAGACUCACUUGAAUCAUUUAAAUUUAUUGUUAAAUCCAAGCUGGAAGAUACUUUGCCCAAUAUUUUAAUAAUGUUCCGAAUAUGUUUCACAGUUGCUAUAAGCAAUGCCAGAUGUGAGACAAGUUUUUCAAAUUUAAAAUUGAUUAAAAAUUAUUUAAGAUCGACAAUGAGUGGCAAUUUUAUCUAUCGAGCAAGAGGUGUGUGAUGCGAUCGACAUUGACGCUGCAAUAAAAGACUUUGCUCUUAAAAAAGUAAACGUAUAAAUUUUUAAUUGAAGACGGAAGUUUUGUUUUUAAUUCUAACAAAUACUCCUAUUACUUUUCAAUAAAAAUAUAACAUAGUAUCGUUCUAGUUCUAAUUAAAAAUUGAUUUUAUUUAAUCUUGUCGAUCGUCAAGGUGUACCUAAUUUUAAGUGAUAGGUACCUAAGUUAUAUCAAUGUAUGUAAUUGGUUAAAGUAAAAGAAUUUUUGUGUUAAUAAACGUGAUUGUAAAACUUAGAUAAACUUUUUUAUUUAGAAUCUAACCUGUAUAAUGCAAAAUAAUGGUGACUGUUCUCGCCGAAAAGUUCUCUAUAUAGUCCAGGGCGCAUCUGUUUUGAGAUGGACGUUGAGAGGUGACUCAAUUUUUUUUGCAGAAAUUGCUUGAAAAUAACUCAAAUAAUAAUUGAGUUAUCCUUUCACUCAAAAAGGUCCGGAACAUUGUUUAAAUAAUCAAAAUGUCAAAAAAUAAAGGAAAAAUUUCGAAUUUUUUCUUCGUUUUUUGAUUAUAACUUUAAAAGUGUUAUUUCCGAGAAAAGUUGCACAGACAUAAAAGUUGCGUAAUGAAAUUUCAUAUAAUAUAGGAUUAGUUAAAAUUUUUAAAAAUUGUCACCCUUAUUGCAAAAUAGCAAUAAUUGCAAAAAAAAACCAUUAAAAACAAGUAUUUGCAUUUUACGUUUUUCAACCAUUUAUGCUACACUUAGGACCUUCAUAUUUUACACAGAAAAACUAUAUGAUAAAAUAAAACAAUACUGUAAAGUUCAUUAAGAUCGGUUUAACAGAUUUUGCAAAAUAAAUUUUGCAAUCCAGGUUUAGCUAAAAAAAUUAAUUUUUUCAAAAUGUUGCAGGACUGAAUAAAGCAGAUAGCAAGUUGAAUUUUUUUUGCAUAUAGAAGAGUACCGUACCUUUCAUUUGUAAUUUGCAGAAUUAAAAUCGAUUAACUACCACGGCAUCAGGAUUUUUUUUAAAUAAACAUUAAUUUUUGGUGCUGCGCGCAGGACAGCGGUGUUCGAUUCACACAAGUUGAUUUCCAGCUAAAUUUCUUCCAAUCUUUAUCUAAUAGAUUAUUUUCUUACUCUAUAUUUUGUUGUAUUUUAAUAUUUUAAAUCUACAAAAAUCAAACUAAUUUGAUUAUUGUUUGUGAAAUACUGUUUAAACAAUUGCAUAUUUUUAAAAAUAAUAAACUUUUAUUCUCCAAGUUAAAAUAUAUGAACAAAGAAAAAAAAGCUAAAAAAUUGCUAAAAAAAAUGUUAUUUCAAAGGACAGUAUACGUGUUUUUAUUUUGCAAUAAACAAAUUUAUUUAUUUAUAUGGAAAUUUACUAAAAAUUAAAAUGUAUUAAUCAUUAUCAAAGGUCAUUGGAAUGCGCAAUCAGAGCAAACUAUCCGCUGUCCUGCGCGUAGCAUUACAAAUUAAUGUUUAUUUAAAAAAAUUCCUGACGCCACGUGGUGGUUAACCGAUUUUAAUUUUAAAAUUUGUCAAUCAAAGGUACAGUAUUGUUCUAUAUGUAAAAAAAAAGAAUGUGUGUGUACUUUGUACGCACGUAAGAAGUUAUACUUCUAUUAUAAUAUAAUUUCAACGAAAUAAAUAUACCUACUUAACAGUUACAAUAUAACAAUAAUUACCAAAAAUGAACCAAAUUAACAAUGGCAAAUAUUAAAAAAAAAAAAGUAUGAAUCGUCCGGGAUUUGAACCCGCAAUCUCGCGAUUUUUUUAACUCUGAUCCAAUGCUCUACCAACAAGGCCAUCAAGCCGCAUGCUAGUUACUUUUCAGAUAUACAUAAUUAUACAUCACGGUGACAAGUGAAAUAUAAAAAUAGAUAUUUUAUUAUUUUACGCCAAAGGAAGACAAAUCCAAAGACACAAAAUUAUAAUAAAAACCUUUUAAACCACCUUUUUCAAAUUGCGCAAGUUGUAUUAUUAAUAUUAAUGUUAAAUGAAAUAUAAAUAUUUUGACGUUUCACAAUUUGACAAUUCACUUUUAACUGCAGUGCCUUAAAAAUUUUAAAGCACUAGUGCCUUAAAGUAGCAUUUUUAACGCUCCUAUGGAGUCCUAAAAAUUGCAUUUUUAACACGUUUGUAGAAAAAUAUAUUUAAAAACACUAAUAUAUUCUUUCCACACCUUUUCUGGACUGAUACAUACAUAAAUUAAAACAUUUUGAAGUAUAACUUCAAAAAUAUAAUAUGAAAACUAUUUAAACAGGCAGUAUAACUAUUAACUAACCUUUGUUGUUUCUCUUCCCACAAAUUUUAAAACGCAACAACCAUACAUAACCAAACCGUCAACCGUCCAAACCACAGCUGCGCUACAGCUGCCAUAUUGGAUAAUUUUUAACAUGUCAUUUGAACAUCCAAUCAGAACAAAGUUAUAAUGCGCAUGCGCCCGGAUCGUGGGUUUUAACAUAUAAAAAAAUUCACACUCAUAUCGCGCGUAAAGAAGUAUAACUUCAAAAAUUCAACUUGCUGACUGCUUUAUUUUCAGUCUUGUAACAUUUUGAAAAAAUGAAUUUUUUUUGCAAGUUGGAUUGCAAAAUCUGUUGAUCCGAUCUUAAUGGAAUUCACAGUAUUUUUUUAUUAUAUCAUAAAGUUUUUCUGGAUAAAAUAUGAAGGUCCUAAGUGUAUCAUAAAUGGUUGAAAAAUGCAAAAUGCGAAUACUUCUUUUUUAUGUUUUUUUCGCAAUUAUUGCUAUUUUGCAACAAGGGUGACAAUGUUGUACCAAUUUUGUCAAUUUUGUGACAAUUUUAACCAAUCCUAUAUUGUAGGAAAUUUAAUUUCACAACUUUUAUGUCGGUAAAACUUUUCUCAGAAAUUAAUACUUUUAAAGCUAUAAUCAAAAAACAAAGAAAAAAAAUCGAAUUUUUCCUUCAUUUUUUGACAUUUUGAUUAUUUAAACAAUGUUUCGGGCCUUUUUGAGUGGGAGGAUAACUCAAAUAUUAUUAUUUGAGUUACUUUCAAGCAAUUUCUGCAAAAAAAUUUGAGUCACCUCUCAACGUCCAAAUGUACUAAUAUUUUUACAGAUGCGCCCUGGUCUAAUAAUUAAUGUAUGUAAUGUAUAGUAUACUACAUUAAAUUAAAAUACCUAAAUAAGAGAGCGGCAAAAUUGUUUUCCGCCCCGGGCAGCCGACACUCACGCUACGCCACUGGUAUCAAUAUCGCAAGAGAAAUCUUCUGUCAUUUAAUAUAUUCUUGUAGACGGACUAUGUCAAAAUCUCAGCCGAAUCGGACUUAUAGUUUUGUUUUGACCGUAUAUGGAAGCGGGCGUGUCUAGGGAUUUUAGAAAAAUGAAAAAAGAGCAAUAUCGGUCGGUGAUCCCACUCUUUCGUGGAAAGGUAAUUCCGUAGCCAAAUCAAAAAGCACUUGGAUGCUGUAUAAGGUGACUCUUCUGCUUCGAUGGCGACUGUCAAAAAUUGAUGUAAUGAGUUUCAACGUGGUGGCAGGUUGGUAUUUGAUAAAUCACGCCUAGGUGCCCUAAAAACGGCUAAUACGGAAGGUAAGGAAGAAGAAAUUCACGAUCUCGUAUUGGUAGACAACCAACUGAAGAGGCGUGAGAUAACUGAGAUAGUAGCCAUAUUAAAACAUCGCAUGGAUCACAUCCUUCACGAAAUUUUAGGCAUAAGAAAGCUGUUAGCUCUAUGAGUGCUGCAUUUGCUCACUCCAGACAAUAAGUUCAACCAUGAGACCACUUCAAAGCAGUAUCUGAGAUUGUUUAAGCGUAAUCCAAUGGAGUUUCUAUGUUGCUUCAUAACUUUCGACGAAAUAUGGCUCCACUGGUCCACACCAGAGAUCAAGGAACAGUCGAUACAGCGGGCAUUACCCCGCGAACGUACUCCGAAGAGGACGAAGACCAUCCAAUAGGCCGGAAAGGUAAUGGCCACCAUUUGCUGGUAUACACAAGGUGUUAUCUAUAUCAACUUCCUGAAAAAGGAGAAAACGGUCACAGGGCUUUACUAUGCCGAAUUAUUGGGCUCGAAUUAACAAUGGCUAUAGCGAACAAACAGUUAACAAAAUUUUAAACCAAAAACUCCAUAAGAAAGCCCUGAAAUUAGUGUAUCCACCACCACAGAAAGGACCCAGUACCUUCUGCUCUCUCUAACAUAUACUGGCAAGAUAACAACAAAAAUAGCCAGAUACAUAAAAAAGAAAGGAAUAACAAACACCAGCUUUCAGAACUAACAACAAAUUAAGCAAAUAUAUUAAGAACAAUAAAAGCCGAAAGAGAAAGCAACUAUACAGAGUGGUGUGUACAAACUAACUUGUGGUGACUGUCCGAAAACUUACAUCGGUCAAACUGGCAGAACCUUUGACAAACGGAUAGCAAAACACAAAAGGGCUUUCAACAAUAGAAAAACAGACACUUCUACAUACGCACUUCACCUUCUAGAUCAUAAUCAUUCUUUCAAUGAAGAGUUUCAAAUUCUGCAUAUUCAAAAUAAAGGCCUUAAGCUAUCUUUUUUAGAAUCUAUGGAAAUUAAUAAAUUGAAAAAUACAGAUAUAAUUCUGAAUGACCAACUCGAGACAAACAGCUCCCCACUCCUCAACCUCUUCAGUUAAAGACUUAAGAAGGCCAACACAUUGUAAACUAUAUCACUUGAGAAAGGCACUCUGCCGAAACAGCUGUACACCACAUUCACAUAGCAAAUUCCCAACAUAAACAAACGCACGUGUUAACGAUUCGUCCACCCAUUCGUCAAGAAGCUAUUAAAUAUAAUGUAUCGCCCUAAACGAGGCGGUUUCUCAUUUUACAGGUCCUAACUUGUCAGUCUGCAAAUUCAAAUUGUAUUUUUUAGCGUGUUGGUUUUUAAGACAAUAUUAUUUUGUGUUAUGUUAUGUACUUUACAGUAGUUAUUGUUGAGUUAUUAAUUAAGACUGGUCGUGUUUUAUAGUUUUAUGUUUUAUAGUCGUGACAUGAAAUUUGGCAUACAUAUAGCUAAUAUGUCAAAGAAAAAAGUAAUACUGUGCCGAUGUGUGCUUUGGUCCUGGCAAAAAAUACACGUUCAAAAUAAUCCCGGAAAUGGAUGGAUGGUUUUUAGACGGUUUUUUGCAAAUAUUCCAAAAAGUAAAUAUUUUAUCGAAAAAAAAACAUUCUUAGCAAAAACAUAACUUAUAAAUAACAUAACCUUAUAAUAUGAUGCUACUUUAUUGAAAAUAUUCACAUUGUUAUGUAUAUCUCAGUUAAUAAAUAUUUUGUUUACAAUUAAAUUUCAAGCAAUUCUUACGGUAUUAGUUUCAAAAGUAAAUAUUUUUAAAAAACAUACGAUAUACCUCAGUACGGCCCUGUUUAGCUUCCACGUGCGUUUGUUUACAGUUGGGAAUUUGUAAAGUGAAUGGACGUAGUCACUUAGUUGUAAUAAAUUUUGUGGAAGUAUAGAAAACAAACGUU
Molecule: messenger RNA, 8423 nt
Organism: Diabrotica virgifera virgifera (western corn rootworm)
Lineage: Eukaryota; Metazoa; Arthropoda; Insecta; Coleoptera; Chrysomelidae
Product: bifunctional peptidase and arginyl-hydroxylase JMJD5-like
Exons: 5
Coding region: 385-1623 (412 amino acids)
Cellular component (GO): nucleus
Molecular function (GO): histone H3K36 demethylase activity
Source: RefSeq, a predicted model, not a curated record